Molecule: messenger RNA, 7020 nt
Organism: Scatophagus argus
Lineage: Eukaryota; Metazoa; Chordata; Actinopteri; Scatophagidae
Gene: map3k3
Product: mitogen-activated protein kinase kinase kinase 3
Exons: 17
Coding region: 2978-4831 (617 amino acids)
Biological process (GO): protein phosphorylation
Molecular function (GO): protein binding; ATP binding; protein kinase activity
Source: RefSeq, a predicted model, not a curated record
CUAGUCACUGGUUUUAUUCAUUAUAUUCUAGUUAACUUUAACUAGAACAACUUAAACUCUAGCUAUCAGCUUUUCCCAUGUUACCUGAAUGCAGCACCAAAUGUAUGGAAGUACAUUAUGAGCAGCCAGCUUGGGAAAAUCAAAGGAAUCAAUAACAAAGCGCCACAGUAGUACAUUAUUGUGAACUGCUUGUUGUUGUGACAUGUCAGCGCUCACCUCGGUAGGUUCCCAUCAUACGACUCAGAACCUCACAUUCCUGUUGGAGCUGAACUGUGUGAACACCUGUCACUGUAAAUCAGAGGGGAACUUUGGGCCUAACAAAGAAUUUUCUUGUUUUCUUAUUUUAUCUGAACACGCAGAAUAAGCAGCAGUACAGCACUCAUUUUGAUCAGCAUGAACAUGAUGGUGGGUUCUGCACCAAACGAGCAGGUUUCCUCCCAUUUGGAGAAUAUGAUCUGUUGGCCAGGACGUCCCUGUGUGAUGUGUGCUCUCACAUCAUGUUUUUCCUUUUGAUUUACUGCUCAGCCCCAAAUCUGAAGCCCAUUUUUCCUUAUUAAACAGUAAAACAAAACUGUCCACCUUCUGAAUCGAAGUUUCUCUCUUUUAGAGAUCUGAACUCUAACUUUAUUGCAUUAAUGUUAUCAUUAUUAUUAUUAACUUGUCCCCAAACACGCUUCAUGCCAACCAGCAGCGGAGUCAGCCAGUUGCUGAUUAACUUGUAUAUUCGUUUGUGCGUAUGCUUCAAUAAAACUCCACUAAGAGCGUCUGAAACUUUAGCCAAGCUGAACUCCAGCGACUUGUUGAGGCUGCAAUAUUCAAAUGCGGUGGGCUGCUCUGCACCCCAAAACACACGUGCACGUGAAACUGGAGAGACAUCAGUCCAGGGGAUUUUGCUGUGAAGCACUGAGUCCAGAUGCAUCCCUGGCCAAAGACAGAGUCUGAACUGUGGCUGGGAAAAACAGCCUCAGACUAAACACCUCUUAAAGCAGACAGAGGAGAGAGGGGGGGAGGGGGAGGAAAAUCCAUGUAAAUCCUGCUAGUCCUGGAAAUGUGAUACAAGGAAAAUAAAGCGGGCACAGCUGACUGGACUGGUAAAGCACAGCCUCCUUCUCCAUCGAAUUCCCUGCAUUCCACUUGAGAGGUAAUUAAAAUCAGGAGACUGAGAAGUACAGCCGGGGGACUGGACAGACAGGUGAUUCGCUGUGUUGUUGAUUACAAGGACCUCUUAAGGUGUACGGAUUUCCUCUCCUCCUUUGCUGUUCUCUUUGGAGAGAAGAGGUGAUGGGGUGUUCUGAAGUGACUGGACCUUCCAUGAAAGUGGUGGAGUUGGAGGUGGUGGUGGGGUUGUACAGCCCAUAAACUCUAUGUUAUUUAGUCGGGGACAAAGUGGCCUGAGCGUGAAGUCUGAAGGGUUGAAGGACAAAAAGUCACUGGCACCUUCUGCGGUGGCAGGGGAACAUGAGAGUGGCGGAAGCUUGAAAACAACAUGGCAGCGCUCCUCCGAUCAGAAGCGGACAUGCCCGGCAUUCCUGUGGGUGAUUAUUACCCAGAAAUCCACAGAGUCAAUGAGUUGCCUCAGGUGCCGAUGCUGCCCGGUUUCAUGUACGGAAAUACUUUCCCGCAUUUUGAGUUUUCUCCUCAGACGGCCUCCUGCCUGUGCAGAGCAUCACGCCGUCUGGUAUUUCUCUGUCCUCUUUGAUGCAGCAGUUAUGUUGUGAAUUAAAUUAGUUCUAUAGGCCUGCCGGGCUCGCGAGCACAGAACCGACGUCCUUAUAUCUGAGGCAGGCUGAAGCACAUGUCGAGGUGAGGCUCUCGCUGUGUUGUCAGUGGACUCUCUCAUUUCCACAUCUUUUUAGAGCAGUCGCGUGAAGUUUCUGUCUGUCUGUCCUGGUGUUUAUGUCAUGCUGUGGAUGCAGCAGCAGGAUGUGACAGAUCCACGUUGCAUACAGUUUGUUUAUCAGUGUCGGUGACAUCCAGUCAGUCAAAACCUCAGCAGUCCCUGCCUUCAAGUCGCACAGUGGGGUGUACAGGUUUUAAAUGUUUGAAAAAGAGAGCUCUGGUUUCACUCUCUGAUUUGAUGCAAUCUGGUCGUUUUGUUAUCCCUUCACACCUUUGUGUGAAUUUAUGAAAACUAGCGUUUGUUUUGAAGGACCUCAAAGUGACAAGAACGCAAGAGUCCUUUUUUGUUCUCCUUUUUUGGAAUUCCUUUGAAUUCGGUGGUUUAUUGGUUGAAAUUCUCCAUUAAAGGAAAUGCUUCAGUUUAUAAUUCUGUUGACGCCUCAAACAGGCCAGAUAAUAUUGCCCUGUUAACAUCGACAGUGGGGUCGUAACGCAGCCCGAGUUUGGCUUUUUGCAGCUCGUGCAGUCACAGAAGUUUAAAGCUGGUAGAUAUUUCAAAUGGCAGAAAACUCCCCGUAUAAAACAUUCUUCCCAUAUGAACUGUGCCAGACUGAUCGCUGCCAGGGCAGCUUGAAUUUCAGCCGUUUCCAAUUGUCGUUCUUUCUCAUGGGCAAAACGCACAACACACACUCUCACAUGCGCUGCGCACGUUGUCAUUCACUCAGCCGCAGAAUCCUCUGCAGGCUUAGCUUGUGUUUUUGCAUACAUGCGGGGAAUUGCGCAUGAAGAACAGCUUGUGCUGUACAUGAAAAGGUUUAUUGUCACAUUAAAACACUCCGCCAUGUAAUUUAAUUACCUGCAUACCACAUAAUAAGGGUGCACUUUGUCAUGCUGGCCUCCAGGUUUCCUGCUGUGAUUCUCUUUUUCUUCCUUCAGGUCUCCUCCUCUUUCAUCACCGUGCUGUUUUAUGGGCUCGCACACUGACCCUCUGUGACUGACUACUGUAGUGUGACAGUGGCUGAUAACCUUUGUCACAUGCCGUCACCUGUCUGACUCGGCUGUGGGCGGGUUGGCACAGCGCAGGAAAGUUUCUGAGGACUGGUUUGUGGACCACACGGUCGACGCAAACAUCACCACAAUGAAUGAGAGGCAGGCGCUCCACUCCAUAAUGAAGGACCUGGUCGCCCUCCAGAUGACGCGGCGGCAGCCUGUGUUGUCGUAUGACAGCGGCAAACCCAAGACGCCGGCCCAGGCCAACAGACAGGAUGAUGUCAGGAUGAAGUUUGAGUUCUCGGGAGAGAGGAGGAUCCUGAUGUUUGGACGACCUGUGCAGUUCGAGGAAAUCCAGCAGAAAGUGAAGGCCGUCUUUGGCCAGCAGCUGGACCUGCAUUAUAUGAACAAUGAGUUGUCCAUCCCUCUGCGCGGUCAGGACGACCUGGACAAGGCGAUUGACCUGCUGGACCGAAGCUCCAACAUGAAGAGCAUCAGGAUCCUGUUGCUCACUGAGGAGCACAGCAAUGCCUCCUCUCCCUCCCACCACGUUCCGUGUAAGCAGGUGAGGAUCAAGUCCUCUCAGUCCACUGGAGACGUCAGCACGGCGUACCAAUCCUCCGAGCCCAGGGGGCGCCACCUCUCGACUGGUUCUCAGAACACGGGGCGUAGCUCGCCGCCUCCUGGCUACGUGCCCGAACGCCAGCAGAGGAUCGCCCGCCAAGGUUCCUACACCAGCAUAAACAGUGAGGGGGAGUUCAUCCCCGAGACGAGCGAUCAGUGUGUGCUGGAUCCCUGGAGCAGUGCAGAAAACUCUGUCUCUGGAAGCUGUCAGUCUCUGGACAGCAGCUCCGACAGUCCCUCACUGAGGAAGUCUCGUAUGCACAGAGCCAAGAGUUACCCUGAUAAUCGUCAGGAGUGCUCAGACAGGGAGAAUCAUGUGUAUGACAGGGUAGCAGGCAAAGGGGGCACCUAUCCUCGUAGGUACCACGUCUCCCUGCACCACAAGGACCACAGUGAAGGCCGUCGGACGUUUCCGCGGAUCCGUCGCCCUCAGGGGAACCUGUUCACUCUGGUGCCUUCACGCCGCUCGCUGAACGGCAGCGAGGAGAGUCUGGGCAGCUGGCAGCUGGUCGACUCACAGGGAAGGCUGCGUCCCCAAGAUCGCUCCGUUGUGCAUAAAUCACCCAGCGCUCCGAUCACCUGGCGGCGGGGGAAGCUCCUGGGCCAGGGAGCGUUUGGUCGUGUUUACCUGUGUUACGACGUGGAUACUGGGAGGGAGUUGGCUGCCAAACAAGUCCAGUUUGAUCCCGAGAGUCCAGAGACCAGCAAGGAGGUCAGUGCGUUGGAGUGCGAAAUCCAGCUGCUGAAAAAUCUGCAUCACGAGCGCAUUGUUCAGUACUACGGCUGUCUGAGGGACCACAACGAGAAGACCCUCACUAUUUUCAUGGAGUACAUGCCGGGGGGUUCCGUCAAAGACCAGCUGAAGGCCUAUGGAGCCCUGACAGAAAAUGUGACCCGGAAGUACACAAGACAGAUCCUGGAGGGCAUGUCCUACCUGCACAGCAACAUGAUCGUGCACAGGGACAUCAAAGGUGCCAACAUCCUGCGGGAUUCAGCGGGCAACGUGAAGCUCGGAGACUUCGGUGCCAGCAAGAGACUGCAGACCAUCUGCAUGUCUGGCACCGGCAUCCGUUCUGUGACCGGCACCCCCUACUGGAUGAGCCCGGAAGUGAUCAGUGGAGAAGGCUACGGCAGGAAGGCUGAUGUGUGGAGCCUUGGUUGUACGGUGGUGGAGAUGCUGACAGAAAAGCCUCCGUGGGCUGAAUAUGAGGCCAUGGCAGCCAUAUUCAAGAUCGCCACGCAGCCCACCAAUCCGCUGCUGCCCUCGCACAUCUCCGACCAGGCGCGGGACUUCAUGAGCUGCAUUUUUGUGGAGGCCAAACACAGGCCGAGCGCCGAGGAGCUGCUCAGACAUCCCUUCUCCCAGAUUCUGUGCUGAACCCUGCCCGGUUUCUGAACUUUAACCACAGAGUGGCACAGUAGCCUCAGCAGUAUCUGUAGCUUCCCCGUAACCCCUCCACGGCAGAAAUCUGGACACAGGACUGGUCUAGAAGUCAAUGUUAAAAACACUGAGUCUCUGCCGCCGCUCGGAAAUCUCCGCUCACACAAAUCCAAAUGACAUUUGGCAGCAGCAGCAGCCAACAAAGCCUUGAAAACCAAUGCCAGUACCUGCUCUGACUAGUCUUACCACCAGGGGGCAACAAAACACAGAUGAAGCCUCCGGUGGGCCACUGACUCUCCUCAGAUAACAAACACACACACAUGCACUCCAAAGUCAGCAGCAUUCAGGUCAUCAAGUAUCCUCUCUUGUGUUUACGUUCAUUUGCAGGGCAGUUGUGAGAAACCUAAGAAGCCUUUCAGUGUUUGACAUUUAAGCAUUUAGCUGAGCACCAGUUUAAAGCUACAGCAGGCCUAAAGCUCAUUUUGUCCCACGCAUGUUUAUCGCCUCUGCUGCACGACAGUGUGAACUGGACAGGAUUGUCUCCUCCCCCCCAUCCCUGCUUAAUCUCUAAACAAAGCAGAGUCCACCUGUGAACUAUAACUCUGCUGAAAGCUAUUCGUGAUGCACUUCUGACUGCACGCUCGUGUGGAUUAGGUGAGACGAAAUGGUGUCGCGCUGAGGUUUAAUGGGCUUGUUUUGGUUUCAGCCCUUCUUAAUUAGGACAUCGUUUUGACAUGCCUUAGUAACCUCACAGGUGGAGAUUAAGAAGAGACCAGUACACACAUUUCUCCACUGACGCCACCCUCCAUGACCAUGAUGCACAGCAGCUUCCUGCCUCAGUUUGUGCCUCUUAUAUAUUAUAUUUACAUUCAAGUCACAGUGGCAAACAUACGUCUUCUGUAAAUGACACGAUGAUGAUCUUUGAAGAACGCAGAAGGCAUUUUAACGACAGUCCCUGCUGCUGCGAAGGUUUUUCCAAAAUCAAAAAACUCAUCUGCACAACACAACACUUUUCAUCACGUUUCUCAGGUUGCAACUAAACAGCCAAUCAGUCAAUCAAAAGGAAAUUAGUUGCCAAAAAUUCUCAUAAUCCAUUAUUCAUCUGAGUCAUUUUUCAAGCCAGCGGGUUCCAGCUUCUGAAAUAUCAGGAUUUGUGCCUUUUGUUUGUCAUUGAUGACAGUGAAUGAAGAGUCUUUGGGUUUCGGAAACUGUGGUGAGCAGCGACUGAGUUCUUCUGGGUUUUGUAAAGGCUGCUGAGUAUCUCUUUUUUUAGACAAACCAGUGCUUUGCUCUGUGAAUGUAAUUAUAACACAGGAGAGGCACAAACUUGGAAUUUGCAUCUACAAUACCUGGUUUAAGUCAGAGAAAUGACUUUUAAUAUUUCCCCAGAGAGAAACAAGCUCUCUGCUCACUGUCGUUAUUUGUUGUUGUCCAGUUACUGGGGAAAUUAUCAGGAUCAGCGCAUUUCAGUCCAGUUCGAUGCGAAUGAUCUGCUCAUAUGAAGUUGCUGUUUAAGAGGAGCUGCGGGUGGAUUUUUUCCUUUUCCACUGGACCUUUUUGCCAUCCUCCUCUAGUGGCUCUUCAGAGUCACAGAUGUUCUCAGCCAGCAAAGUGCCAGAAAGGGGCUGAUAAAAUACUUUGCAAUGGACUUGUUAUGUGAAAGUAAAGCUGAUGAUGCUUUUCAUGGCUUGAAAAUACAAACUAAAGGCCUUCAUUUUAAUCUGAUUGUUCAUACGUGUCUGGCCCAAACAUCCCUGACUGAGAAGCCUUAGCUUAAAGUUCACUUUUCAAAUCGGAUGCACUUUUAUGUAAAAUGAAUGUUGUGGGGUUUUUGGGGGGUUUUUUUGGCUUUAACAAAUUUGAUUUUGUUUUUAACUUCAAAUGUGAAAAUUGCUUCAUUUCUAUUUAUAUCCCCACGUCCAUUCCAAUUAGAUUCUAUAAGCAAAUAUAUAUGUAUAAAUAUAUUUUUUAUAUUUAGACUGUGUCAGAUCUAAUGAUACUUUCAGGACGUUGUGUCGUUAAAAGUAAAUCAUUGAAAGCAGCUGGUUUUGCAGACGUUACAGAAUUGGGGUUUUUAAAUGAAAAAUGGGUGGAAAGCGAACUCUGGCUGCCUGCUUCUUGUUCCAGCUCAAAAAAAAAGAAAGAAUAAACCUUCCACACAUCCUUGGCUAUACGUUUAGAUGACA